AUGGGAAAAGAGAAGACUCAUAUCAAUUGUGUGGUCAUCGGACACGUGGACUCCGGAAAGUCCACCACUACUGGACAUCUCAUCUAUAAGUGCGGAGGAAUUGAUAAGCGAACGAUCGAGAAGUUCGAGAAAGAGGCCCAAGAGAUUGGUUACAAUCCGGCGACCGUUCCCUUCGUUCCGAUCUCCGGAUGGAAUGGAGACAAUAUGUUGGAGGCGUCGGCAAACAUGCCGUGGUUUAAGGGAUGGCAAAUCGAGAGAAAGGGAGCUAAGGCUGAAGGCAAGACCCUAUUGGCCGCUUUGGAUGCUAUGGAGCCGCCCUCCAGACCUGUCGAUAAGGCCCUCCGACUUCCCCUUCAAGACGUUUACAAAAUUGGAGGUAUUGGAACCGUACCCGUGGGUCGUGUGGAGACCGGAGUGAUCAAACCGGGAUGUGUGGUGACAUUCGCGCCCGUGAUGUUGACCACUGAGGUCAAGUCUGUGGAGAUGCAUCACGAGGCCCUCACCGAAGCGGUUCCCGGCGAUAACGUUGGCUUCAAUGUGAAGAACGUGUCGGUGAAAGAGUUGAGGAGAGGAUACGUCGCCGGAGACUCGAAGGACAACCCGCCGAAGGCGACGGAAGAGUUCACCGCUCAGGUGAUAGUGUUGAACCACCCUGGGCAGAUCAGCAACGGUUAUACGCCAGUACUCGACUGCCACACGGCUCACAUCGCCUGCAAGUUCCGUGAGAUCAAAGAGAAGUGCGACAGACGUAGCGGUAAAAAGAUUGAAGAUAACCCGAAGGCGAUUAAGUCUGGAGACGCGGCGAUCGUCGAAUUGGUGCCAUCGAAGCCCAUGUGUGUGGAGUCGUUCACUGACUUCCCGCCGUUGGGACGUUUCGCUGUGCGCGAUAUGAGGCAAACGGUGGCCGUCGGUGUGAUUAAGGCGGUGAAGCCUAAGGACGUGUCGGGCGGCAAAGUGACCAAAGCCGCAGAAAAGGCUCAGAAGAAGAAAUAACUGUUAAAAACCGAUUAAAUUUAAUUUUGAAUUACAAUAAAAUACACGACAAAUUUAAUACAUAUAUA
Messenger RNA from Medioppia subpectinata, 1061 nucleotides. NCBI's taxonomy places the organism in Eukaryota, Metazoa, Arthropoda, Arachnida, Sarcoptiformes, Oppiidae. The record is from the annotation of a GenBank genome assembly.